Hydractinia symbiolongicarpus is the source of this 1196-nucleotide messenger RNA. RefSeq lists its product as uncharacterized. The record is from RefSeq and is a predicted model, not a curated record. Lineage: Eukaryota; Metazoa; Cnidaria; Hydrozoa; Anthoathecata; Hydractiniidae. The coding region runs from base 131 to 895 and encodes 254 amino acids. The transcript has 2 exons.
ACCUAAUCAAUCAUGCAGAUAAAAAAAAUCAUACCAUUAUGAGUUUUGAUUUGUUCUUCUUCCGGUUUAAAGUAGUUUAAGUUUGUGUUAUGACGAACAACACACAGCAUAUAAAGUUUGUGGAUUUAGAAUGAAGACAAGUGCUUUUGCUUUCCUAUUGUGUUUCGUAACCACAUGUCAAAUUAUUUGCGCCAAAAAUGAACAACAAUCUUCGGUUCCUAAUGAUGAAGAACAAAGGAAAGAUAUCAGUACCAAUUUAAUUAAACCAACGCCACCUAUCGACAGCAAAAGUAAACACCGUCACCUGAUUAAGGUGCUCUACGAUUUAAAUAAACAGGUGGAUGAAAACAGGAAUGAUGUAUUUGAUAUUAGAUACACUUACGAAAAAGAAGUUUUUGGAGCCAAAAACGAAAAAGUAGUCCGAAAAUUGCAGAAUUUAAAAUUUGACAUUUUUAAUGUAACAAGUGCUCUGCCAAAAGACCCGAUGGAUUUUCGUUCGUUUAUGGUGUACUAUAUUUACUUGGAGCGAUAUCAAGAUGUUUAUAAUGGCGUGGAAGAUUUGAAGAAAGAGUUAACGCGAGGACCGCUGCUGGAAUAUAUUCUGAAAUAUUACAACCGCUUCAGUGAAAUGUUGAAAUCGCUGAAAAAUUUAAUAGUCGCAUUUCCUGAAAUGUUAUACGAUGGCAUUGACCAGAGUUAUGACCGGUAUGACAUAGUCUCCCAAACGAAUGAGUUUCUUCGUUACUUCAAGAUCCCCGUUAAACCAAUACACGCUAAGUGCUAUGCAUUGAUCUACAACUUAGAAGAGUUUUUUACCAAUUUGCAAAGCUAUAUGACAUUGGUAAUCUACAAGUUAGAGUCCACCAAUGAGAAUACUGAUACGAAGGAACAUUGAAUAGGAACAUAAAAUGAAUCCUUUUGAGUAGUUACUUUGAUAAUUCUAUGUAUUCCAUGCUGGAACCUUAAAUAGCUGAUUUACAGUAUCAUUAGACAAUAGCGUAUUUUUAACACAAUAGUGUAUUUUUAUCACUUUAGUUGCUUUUGAUUUUUUUAUUACCUAAUGUACUUCCGGCACUUUCAUUUCCGCCUUACCUAAGCACGACAACAGUAGGGACCCUAGCAGUUUGCAUACAGCAACUCCCAUCUUAUAGUCAAGAAAUAUGACAGUAAAUAACAGGUUUAAACACUAAGUGCUA